AUGAAAGAAUCGAUUCGAUUUUUGAAUGAUUUGGGAGAGAUUACCGAUGCGGUGGCGGAUCUCCUCACCACGAGCCCGAAUUUCAAUGUGAUCUCCGCCAUCGGCUCACAAGGAGCCGGUAAAUCGACUAUAUUGAGUAUGCUGGCUGGAAAUAAUUCCAGACAAAUGUAUAGAGAAUACGUAUUCCGUCCGGUAUCGCGUGAAGCCAACGAACAAUCGCGUCAUCAAACGAUUCAAAUCGACAUUUACAUCGUUAAUCACACGAUUUUUCUCGAUUGUCAACCGAUGCACAGUUUCUCAAUAAUGGAGGGACUGCCGAAGUUACGAGGUGGUCGGAUGGAUGACGUCACCGCGCAUUCUGAUACGCUCCGCCUCACCGCCUUCCUACUGUACAUCUGUCAUACUGUACUUGUCGUCUCGGAGACACAUUUCGACAAACGGGUCAUUGAUACCAUUAGAACGGCGGAACAGAUCCGCCCAUUCUUAUCACAAUUCAAACCGAAAAUUUCGAUUGAAAGGAAGACGAAUUUGAUAUUCAUAAAAACGAAAUGCGGCUCAAUCGACCUGGCCCCUACAGUAAUCCGUGAACGUGAGCAACUUCUUCGACUCGUUUUCCGUGAUUCGAAAUGGUUGAAAUUGUCGGAUGACCCGUUCAAAGUUCUCGUGAUUCUCGAAGAAAUACGAGUCCGUCGGGAACAUUUAUAUGAGGAAAAUGACGAUUCGAUGAUUAAAGAAGAUUUGAUUUUGAAUGAAUUCGACGAACAAAUCGCGAAUUUACGUGUGGAAUUGCAGAAGAAUCGACAGAAUUUUACAGUGGAAAAUGGAGCGAUGGAUGAGAAGAAAUGGUAG
Molecule: messenger RNA, 849 nt
Organism: Caenorhabditis remanei
Lineage: Eukaryota; Metazoa; Nematoda; Chromadorea; Rhabditida; Rhabditidae
Exons: 5
Coding region: 1-849 (282 amino acids)
Biological process (GO): nuclear-transcribed mRNA catabolic process, nonsense-mediated decay
Source: RefSeq, a predicted model, not a curated record